This is a messenger RNA of Sinocyclocheilus grahami, 3747 nucleotides long. RefSeq names its product nuclear receptor subfamily 1 group D member 2-like. NCBI's taxonomy places the organism in Eukaryota, Metazoa, Chordata, Actinopteri, Cypriniformes, Cyprinidae. The record is from RefSeq and is a predicted model, not a curated record. The coding region runs from base 268 to 1941 and encodes 557 amino acids. Gene Ontology annotation, biological process: positive regulation of transcription by RNA polymerase II; negative regulation of transcription by RNA polymerase II; cell differentiation. The transcript has 8 exons. Gene Ontology annotation, molecular function: nuclear receptor activity; RNA polymerase II cis-regulatory region sequence-specific DNA binding; zinc ion binding.
GAUCUGCAGCUCCGCUCAGUCUCUAUCAGGCUACGCUCACCCGCUCUCUGCGUUAAACCUGCGUUUAUCCACAACUCAGAGCUACAGCGAGUCCAGUCGACUCAGAGAGCCUGCAAUAGACGCGAGGUCGUGUGGAUGUGGUCUUUGUUAGAAAUGCUCCUCAGGUAGUGUGUAGGUGGAGAGAGAUCACACACUAGAGAGUUGCUGUAAACGGAGUAAACACGGCACUAACACACAGGUGACUGCGGCUCUGAGCUGUCGGAGGACAUGGAUUUCACACAGGCUGCAGGUGGAGUGAUAGCUUACAUUAGCUCCGCGAGCUCGGCCUCCAGUCCCGAGUCGUGCUACAGCGACUCCUCCAACAGCAGCUGCGCGGGCCAGGGCCAACAGGGCGAAACCCUCGCUGUGGCCCCUCAGUCCCGCCCACGGAACACACGGUCGCCCUCCACAGCCAAAAGUGGCAUUACAAAGAUUAAUGGGCUGGUGCUGCUAUGUAAAGUGUGUGGAGAUGUGGCGUCAGGAUUUCACUACGGCGUUCACGCCUGUGAGGGAUGUAAGGGUUUCUUCAGGAGGAGCAUUCAGCAGAACAUUCAGUAUAAGAAGUGCCUUAAGAACGAAAGCUGUCCCAUCACGCGCAUCAACAGGAACCGAUGCCAGCAGUGCCGCUUUAAGAAGUGUCUGCUCGUGGGCAUGUCCAGAGACGCUGUGCGUUUCGGCCGAAUUCCCAAACGAGAGAAGCAGCGCAUGCUGCUUGAGAUGCAGAACGCCAUGAACAACAUGAUGAACAACAGCCACGGCAGCCAGCCCCUGGGCAACCAGACGUCUGCCAGCGAUGCAGCUUCAGAGCACAGCGGCUCCGGCCCUUCCUCCCGCUCCCCCUCCACCUCCCCCAGGAGCCACCGAUCCGAAUCCAGCCCUGACCCCGAGCUGCUGAGCGCCAUGGAUACAAGCACCAGCUCAGACUCCUCCAGUGCCACUGACAGCGGGGAGGAGGAGGUCAUCAGCACAGUGACUAGAGCGCACCAGGAGACCUUCAUGUACAAUCAGGAGCAGGCCAGCAUGCCUUCAGAGGCCCCUAACAACUACAGCCAUUGCACAGAGAAGACUCAGGAGGUCUGGAACCAGCAGAACAAUGCAUCCUCAGAGAGCGAACAGAAGCCUCCAUCAGAUGGUGCUCCACAGGGGCCUGAAGACUCGGGCUGUCCUGUCAGACUGCCCUACAGGAGCCCCGCUGGGCCGUCUCUGCAGAACUUCUCUCUGAGAGCUCAUAACGACAGUGACACCCAAGUCAAUGGCAGCUGUAGUGUCCCAACAUUCGCAAGGGUUAACAGGAUGCACCUGGUUUGCCCCAUGAACACAUCGCCCUAUGUUCCUAUGGAUCCUCAGAAGUCGGGUCACAGUAUUUGGGAGGAGUUCUCCAUGAGCUUCACCCCAGCCGUCAGAGAGGUGGUGGAAUUUGCAAAGCGCAUCCCAGGAUUCAAAGACCUGUCCCAGCAUGACCAGGUCAGCCUGCUGAAGGCCGGCACCUUUGAGGUGCUGGUGGUGCGCUUUACAUCCCUGUUCAAUGUGAAGGAGCACACAGUCACAUUUCUGAGCGGCAGGAAGUACAGUGUGGAGGCACUGCGCUCGAUGGGUGCUGGAGAUCUCCUCAACUCAAUGUUUGACUUCACCGAGAAGCUGCAAGCUCUGAACCUCAGUGAGGAGGAGAUGAGCCUCUUCACGGCCGUAGUGCUGGUGUCUGCAGAUCGCUCUGGUCUCGAGAACGUCAACUCGGUCGAGGCCCUUCAGGAAACUCUGAUUCGAGCGCUGCGCAGCUUGAUCACCAAGAACCACCCCAACGAGCUCGCCAUCUUCACUAAACUGCUCCUCAAGCUGCCGGACCUGCGCUCGCUCAACAACAUGCACUCUGAGCAGCUCUUGGCCUUCAAGGUCCACCCCUGAGCACCCAUCAACCCUCAUAACUGUGGACCACACCACCACCCCCCCUCCCAUCCAUCUCCAGAGCCUCCAGGCCUGUUCCUGCGGCCCACUUAUCCAGUGGGGAGCUUGCUGUUACUCAAUGCCCCUUUCUUGACACUUCUCCCCAUGACAUUCAAAGGACUGCUGGUUAAACAUGGGAUGGGAUGGGGGGUGGGGGUUUCGUCGUACUGUAAAACGCCUCAGCUCGUGCUAACGCACACGACUCGCAGACACAAACUGGAGGGGUUUCGUUGUAGAUGCUUACGAGAGUUUGUACGAUUACACGGUUUGUGUGUGUGCAGAGGCACCUUGAAUUAAUUCUAGAUCUAUACUGCCUGUGCAAUAAGUGACACGUUCACUGUUUUUGGAUUGUUCCUUGUUGGUCUUUUAAUACUUUCAGAGAAGAGGACGUAUGAAUGCCGUGUGUCAUUUAGGGGAGCUUUCUGGCAGGAAGACACAGGAUUGUUUAAUGACUAGAUCUAUUUUUGUAGUACGUUUUCUGUCUUCAAAUCUGUAGUUAAGUGCAGAGGAAGCCGCUCUUAAGGCCUCAAACGUUAUGUAAGCAUGUGAACGCAAAAGCCUCUUGCUACACAAGCUCAGUUUUGUGGAUGGUUGUGGUCCAAAUACAAGUGGCAUGCAGACAAACUGUCCUUUACAGUCAGUUUUCUCUUCCAGGUCAGCUACUGCCGUGAUGGAGCAAGAGUUUGAAGAGAAUCUUGCUGAGCAAGUUGGAGUUAGUUCAGCUGCCCACACAUUUAUAUCUAGCUACCUGACUAGUGACGCAUUUGGCUUAUUGGCACAGACAUUUGAAGUUGACUGUUGCCCGCUUGAGUGUUUGUUUCUGCCAAUACUCAGUCAGGCUUGGCCAAAUUUGUGUUCUUGCAUAGAGUAUGUUUCUGGUUUUAGAUCUGCGUAAUGGUGCAUCUGUGUAUAUGUCCUGAUUCGUAGGGCUUUCAGUGAUGUGUGAUGAUGAUGCUAAAUGACUAAAGGAGGAGUAGAUCAUACGUGUUUUAUCACUGUAAGCAUUGUGCAUGCUCCUCCCCGGUACUGAUGGGACACAAAGCCAUCCACAGUGACGUCAUAAUGUCUGUAUAGCUGACACCUGCCGGUUUGAUGCAUCUGUAUGGGUGAUCAUUUCAGGCUGAAUAUUUAUGAUUUUUCGACUGAUGGUUUUGGGAGGAAACACUCCCCAUCAAAUAAUUGUAAUUCUGUUCAUUUCUCUUUUUUCAAUAUUUUAUUGUUCUUUCUGGGCAAGUCUGUUCAGUGGAAGUUCUUGUAGAAUUAUUGUGUCUGUGCUGCAGCAAACAAAUAGUGUGCAUACUCGAGCACCGUUGGACCAGACAGGAAGAGGAAACAGGAAAUGGCCCAAAACGUACCACUGGCAAUGCCUCUCAUCAUCACCCUGCCAGCUCUGGGCAUCUGAACUCUUCUGGGGUCGGUUUUGAUCUCGAAGCUGCUGUAGAUGGAUAGUCAAGCAAAGAAGUAUCUUGAGUUCUGUUUGGUGUUUGCUGUUCCUGACUCAUUGUUCGGCCUGUGGCUCACUCAGCGUCAUUGUUGUGUUGCCAUGAUCCAGUCUGUCACUUUUCCUCUGUGAAAGCAUUGUAAGAUAGCUAGAUUUCUAUAUUAUAUGUAUGUAUAUAAAUAUAAUUCAGUACAUAUAAAAUAAGAAAAUAAACCGAUAAAUGCUGAACUCAUUUUUUCCAUGCGUUUAGUCAUUUUUGCAUCCAUGUGUCACAAGUGCGAAUGUAUAGACAGAAGCAUCGAAGUCAAAAGGACAAAAAGGUCGGA